Notothenia coriiceps (black rockcod) is the source of this 1801-nucleotide messenger RNA. Its product is annotated as NEDD4-binding protein 1-like. Gene Ontology annotation, biological process: negative regulation of proteasomal ubiquitin-dependent protein catabolic process; negative regulation of protein ubiquitination. The record is from RefSeq and is a predicted model, not a curated record. The transcript has 4 exons. Bases 44 to 1501 code for a protein of 485 amino acids. Lineage: Eukaryota; Metazoa; Chordata; Actinopteri; Perciformes; Nototheniidae. Gene Ontology annotation, cellular component: PML body; nucleus.
UUUCCUCUCCCAGGCUCAGCUCAACCAGACGCUUCACCCCAGCAUGGUGGAGGCGGAGCACGACCGCUCGCAGAGCAGCACCCCGGUGACGGAACUCUCCAACCGCAUCCUGGGCACCAGCUUCGAGGAGAAAGGGUCCGCAGCAGCGUUUGGAGGUAAAGCAGCAGCAGCAGCAGCAGCAGCUGCGGCAGGAGGAGGUGCGGGUCCCGAGGCCGUCCUGCUCAACGGGAACCGGUCCUCACACAAGCGGCGCUCGUCGGAGAGCGAGAAUCGGGACACAAAGAGACAAUACUCUCUGGAGCGGAGGGAAGAGUCGCCGGAGAGAGCGAGAGAGAGGGAGAGACAGAGGGACAGAGAAGGCCGGGGGGGCAGCAGCAGCAGCAGCUGUAGGUCCAAAACCCCCUCUGCUUCAUCAUGCCACUCCUCUUCCUCCACCUCCUCCUCUGCAGGGAAAGCAAACACUGUGGUGGGUGUGAGCAUGUUGGACUCCAGUGAAGGAAUCUCAGACGAAGGGGAGGCAGUGAGCCCUGAAACCAACCUCCGCUGCCUGGUCAACUUCUUCAGAACCAUGGGAUACCAGCAGGAAUUAGUGGAGCGUGUCGUCAAGGAGACGGGUCAAACAGAAGACACCUUCCUCGUUCUGGAGAAAAUCGUGGAGGAAACCAAACGUUGUGAAGAGGGGUCAAGAGGAGGGGGAAAAGAAAGACAAUUGAACUCUGUGCGCUCUCCUGACACCCCCUCCUCCUCCUCAUCAUCGUCCUCUGUGGCCUCUUGGUUCAGAGAGGAGGAACAGGAGCUGAGCCGAGCGCUGGUGGACCCCGGCAGGUCGAAGGAGAACAUCAGGCCCAAGCAGCACAGAGGCAGCAGCAACGGGCUGGGGCACCGGAGGCAGUGCAGCGGCAGCGAGACCAGCACUCAGCAGGCCGUCACUAUCAAGAGGAGCUCUAGUGCUCAGGGAGGAGCGAGAAACUACGACGUCAUCACCAUCGACGAUGACGACGACGUCAUCGUCGCCAAUACCAAUACGGCAGAGAGCAGGACGUCCCGGAUGAUGACGGUGCCUCACCUGGACACCCAGUCAGGAUCCAGACCAGACUACUUGGCGCGGGGAGGGGGGGCUGCCUCACAGAGGGACUACCUGUCGAGGGGGGGGACACAGACUUUGGGAGGAGCGGUGAAGGUGGAGACGGUGACGGCGCUGCGCAGCACGCCUCAGUGGCUCGCUGCCACCACCUCAUCUCUAGCCUCCACCCCCAGUUCAGCUCAGCCCAUUCCCCGCCCGUCGUCCUCCUCAGCCUAUCAGACGAUCGGCCACACGGGGUAUCACGAGUUCGGGACAAGGACCCCACCUGCCAACGACCCCCCUGCCCCCCCGGUGACGGGUCUUUCUCGCUUCAAUCAGUCGCUGAGGACCCCGUACACUCUGAAGCUGCCGAACGAGGCAGGGCGUCAGGAGUUGAGACACAUCAUCAUCGACGGUAGCAACGUGGCCAUGGCGUGAGUCUGCACACACACAUAUAGAAAUAAGAGAAGCUUUUAUUAUAAUAGAGUUGACUAUCAACCAGUUGCGAACCGUGACUAUCACAACUGGACCUUCUGUAGAAAUUAUCAAUCCAAACCUACGCUUUAUUCAGUGUAAGGGAUAUAGAAUACCUUGGUUGGAGGAUAUUCUUCCUAGAGACCCAGAAACAUAUCUGAUUGGUUGAAUUUUUUUUCUAACACAAAACCACUCAAACGCAUAGUGCAUGGACUGAGAAGGACAAACAAAUCAACUUAACACUGUAAGAUUACAGAUCAACAA